Messenger RNA from Varanus komodoensis (Komodo dragon), 231 nucleotides. RefSeq names its product G protein subunit gamma 3 (gene GNG3). The record is from RefSeq and is a predicted model, not a curated record. Gene Ontology annotation, biological process: G protein-coupled receptor signaling pathway. Gene Ontology annotation, cellular component: heterotrimeric G-protein complex. Bases 4 to 231 code for a protein of 75 amino acids. Gene Ontology annotation, molecular function: G-protein beta-subunit binding. NCBI's taxonomy places the organism in Eukaryota, Metazoa, Chordata, Lepidosauria, Squamata, Varanidae. The transcript is spliced from 2 exons.
CUCAUGAAGGGCGAGACUCCAGUAAACAGCACCAUGAGCAUCGGACAAGCCCGCAAAAUGGUGGAGCAGCUCAAGAUCGAAGCCAGCAUGUGCCGAAUAAAGGUCUCCAAGGCGGCCGCCGACCUGAUGACUUACUGUGAUGCCCACGCCUGCGAGGACCCGCUCAUCACGCCCGUGCCCACCUCGGAGAACCCCUUCCGAGAGAAGAAGUUCUUCUGUGCCCUGCUCUGA